Eruca vesicaria subsp. sativa (arugula) is the source of this 1319-nucleotide messenger RNA. Lineage: Eukaryota; Viridiplantae; Streptophyta; Magnoliopsida; Brassicales; Brassicaceae. The record is from the annotation of a GenBank genome assembly.
AACAAAUCAGCCGCCAUCUCCUUUCCGUUACUCCGACCAGCGAAACUAGGGUUUGAAUCUUUGUGCUAAAUGGGUCGUUUCAAGAACAAUAAGAAGGGUAGGGUUAAUGUAAAGCCUAUCGCAAUGAAGAAGAAUCAACCUAACGUUGAUCAUGUAACUGGUGACAAGAUCCCUAAAAGUUUUGUUUUUUCAAGAACCAAACUUCCUGGCUCUGUUAAACAGCUUCAGAUGGAUUUGAGGAAGCUCAUGCUUCCCUACACUGCUCUCAGUUUAAAGGAGAAGAAGAGGAACACAUUAAGAGACUUUUUGAACGUAUCAGGACCAAUGGGUGUUACUCAUUUCCUCAUGCUUAAAAAGACAGCCUCUGCAUUGUCUUUAAGAGUAGCAAGAACCCCUCAGGGACCUACUCUCAGUUUCAAAAUUCAUCAGUAUUCGUUAGCUUCGGAUAUAGCUCAGUCUCAGCUUAGGCCUAGAUGUCCUCCAGAUCUUUUCAAGAAUCCUCCUUUGAUUGUUCUUUCUGGAUUUGGUACUCAAGAGCUGCAUCUGAAGCUAGCAACUAUCAUGUUUCAGAACAUCUUCCCAUCUAUUGAUAUCAACACUGUCAAGCUCUCUACAUGCCAGAGAUUAGUACUAUUGAACUACAACAAAGACACGAAACUCAUUGACUUCAGGCACUAUUCAAUAAGGCUUCAGCCUGUAGGAGUGUCUCGUAGGAUUAGAAAUUUUGUGCAGAAUCAUAAGGCUCCUGAUCUUAGGAAUCUACAGGAUGUUAGUGAUUUUAUCACCAAGGCUGGUUAUGGAUCAGAGAGUGAAGGAGAUGAGGAGGCGGCGACAGUGACAUUAUCAUCUGAUCUAGGGAGAGUUAACAAGGGUUCAACAAAGAGUGCUGUGAAGCUGCAAGAGAUUGGACCGAGGAUGACUAUGCAGCUGGUUAAAGUGGAGGAAGGGUUGUGUUCAGGAGGAAUCAUAUUUAGUGAAUAUGAAAAUGUAGAUGGUAAGAAAGGGAAGAAUGAGCAAGAAGAAAGUGGUGAUGAAGAAGAUGAUGCUAGUGAAGAAGGUGGUGAGGAGGAGGAUAGUGAAGAAGGUGAAGAGGGUAGUGAAGAAGAUGGAGAAGACAUGGAUGAAGAUGUUGAAGAGUGAAAAGAAUUUGUCUUUGAGUAACACUUCUGUAUCUUCACAUCAAGUUUUGUUUCUUUGGAUGUUUUGAGUAAUGAUGGAUGCAUCUAUUUGUCUGAUUAAAAUAUGAACACAAUCAAUUACCUUCUAAUUGAAUGAGCCUGCAACCUUUUGAAUUGAAUGAAAUGUUCAUGAAAAUUGAA